AGAGACCGAAGAUCCAUCCUAAUGUAUUUCUUAUCUUCCAUUUCCACAGAAAUUUACAAAGAAGAAUGGUUGCAGGAAAUCAUUCUACAGCAUCCAGUUUUGUCUUAGAAGGUUUAACCCAGUUGCCAGAGCUCCAGCUGCCUUUCUUCCUCCUGUUCUUGGGAAUCUAUGUGGUGACAGUGGUGGGGAACCUGGGCUUGAUUCUCCUGAUUGCAGUAAGCCCUUUGCUUCACACCCCUAUGUACCACUUCCUCGGUAACUUGUCCUUCAUUGAUCUUUGCUAUUCCUCUGUCAUUACCCCUAAAAUGCUGGUAAACUUCCUAGGGAAGAAGAAUAUAAUCCUUUACUCCGAGUGCAUGGCACAGCUCUUUUUCUUUGUGGUCUUUGUGGUGGCUGAGGGUUACCUCCUGACUGCAAUGGCAUAUGAUCGCUAUGUUGCUAUCUGCAGCCCACUGCUCUACAAUGUGAUCAUGCACUUUUGGGUCUGCUGUCUGCUUGUGCUGGUUGCAUUCAUCCUGGGCUUUCUCUCUGCCUUGGCCCAUACAAGUGCCAUGAUGAAACUGUCCUUCUGCAAGUCCCACAUCAUCAGACAUUACUUCUGUGACGUCCUUCUUCUCCUCAAUCUGUCCUGCUCCAAUACACACCUCAGUGAGCUUCUGCUUUUCGUCAUUGCAGGAUUUAACACCUUGGUGCCCACCCUAGCUGUCUUCAUUUCCUAUGCCUUCAUCUUCUACAGCAUCCUUCACAUCCGAUCCUCGGAGGGCCGAUCCAAGGCUUUUGGCACUUGCAGCUCUCACCUCAUGGCUGUGGGGAUAUUCUUUGGGUCUAUCACAUUCAUGUAUUUCAAACCCCCUUCCAGUAACUCCCUGGAACAGGAAAAGGUGUCCUCAGUGUUUUAUACCACAGUGAUCCCCAUGCUGAACCCAUUAAUAUACAGUCUGAGGAACAAGGAUGUGAAGAAGGCAUUGAGGAAGGUUUGGGUUAGGAAAUGAUUCUUGCUUUUGGAGUCUUAUA
Messenger RNA from Phacochoerus africanus (Common warthog), 1014 nucleotides. Its product is annotated as olfactory receptor 8D1. Gene Ontology annotation, molecular function: olfactory receptor activity; G protein-coupled receptor activity; odorant binding. Bases 66 to 992 code for a protein of 308 amino acids. Gene Ontology annotation, biological process: sensory perception of smell; G protein-coupled receptor signaling pathway. The record is from RefSeq and is a predicted model, not a curated record. NCBI's taxonomy places the organism in Eukaryota, Metazoa, Chordata, Mammalia, Artiodactyla, Suidae. The transcript has a single exon. Gene Ontology annotation, cellular component: membrane.